AUGUUUAAGGAGAGCAAUCAUACUGAAUAUACUAAUGAAAUUGAAAAUACUAGUCUAUUAACUUCUUUUGAGAAGGGUAUAAGCUCUGAUUUGUUCAGUACCAAGCUGACUACUAAAACAUUAGAAAAUGAUACAACAUCGAUGUCCAAUUGGCUAGAUAGCCAAAAAGAACAUGACUCUCAGUGGAUUGUUGUUAGGAGUUGGGACAAGGAUGAUACACUCACAAACAUAGUGUUAUCAAUGUUUGUAGGAUUUAAUCAUAAUCGUCACAAUAUACUUCUUGUGCAAGCUUUAUUACCAAACAAAAGCAUGGAAUUUCACGUUUGGAUGUUUAAAGAGAUAUUAAAAGCAACUGAUAAGCAGCCAGCUGUUAUAAUAACUGAUGCAGAUUUCACAGUAGAUUCUGCAGUUUGCCAA
Cetraspora pellucida is the source of this 417-nucleotide messenger RNA. The record is from the annotation of a GenBank genome assembly. Lineage: Eukaryota; Fungi; Glomeromycota; Glomeromycetes; Diversisporales; Gigasporaceae.